CAAAUCCUCACCUUGACCAUGACCUCCAUUACACGCAACUUACCAUGGUUCGUUCGCGACCUCGGCGUAUCUGUCAUUGGGAAGGAAUGUUACACGUCACUCAUCGAAGAUCUCAACUUUUCGGACGUCCAAUGCAUAAAAUACUCAAUUUCGAAGGGUCUUGGGAUUGGCAUAGUCGUGGGCGGCUCGAUAAUGAAGGUUCCACAACUCCUACUCAUUGUGAAAGCUAAAUCUGCUCGCGGUCUUUCCCUUCCUGCAUACCUGCUUGAAACAUUAUCAUACGCAAUCACCCUCGUCUACUCUCACCGAAAUGGGUUUCCGUUCUCUACGUACGGGGAAAAUCUCUUCUUGACUCUGCAAAAUAUCGCUAUCACCCUCCUUAUAAUCCUCUACGCGCCGCGGAGCGCGUCCUCCGACAAAACACCCAGCGCAAUAAUGACCUUUCUUGCACUUUCUGUAUUCUUUCUUGGAACGGCACUAGCACCUCCGUCAAUUUUGGCGCUUCUCCAGCUCACCACCCUCCCACUCUCCCUUUUCUCCAAACUCCCCCAGAUCCGCCAGAACUACAGCGCUCAAAGCACAGGCCAACUUUCCGCCUUUGCUGUCAUCUCACAAGUUGCGGGAACCGCAGCUCGUCUCUUCACCACCGCAACGGAGGUCAGCGAUCCCAUUAUUGUCGCUGGCUUCGGGCUUGCGCUUGUGCUAAACCUGAUUCUGGGUGCUCAAUUGUGGAUGUUCUGGGGCAAAGAUGCAUCCAAUAUCCAUGUUGCCGUCGGAGAGAAACCAAAAACCCGAUUGUCUCCCGCACCAGAAAUCAAGGCAGCAACAGGUUCAGCUGUUCCUGCUUACGAAUCCACACCGACGUGGCAGCAACGUGCAGCUACGCCUCCACCCGGAGGUCGCAAAUGGGCUCGGAAGGUCGAAUAG
This is a messenger RNA of Mycena indigotica, 927 nucleotides long. Its product is annotated as Mannose-P-dolichol utilization defect 1 protein-like protein. Bases 19 to 927 code for a protein of 302 amino acids. The record is from RefSeq and is a predicted model, not a curated record. Lineage: Eukaryota; Fungi; Basidiomycota; Agaricomycetes; Agaricales; Mycenaceae. The transcript has 3 exons.